AUGCAUACAAAGCGUCUUCCGCCGCCUCGACUGCAGUUCUACUGGCCCAACAAUUCCAGGACUUUAACCCCAGCUUAUGAUCUGGGUGUGCUCUACUAUAACCAAGAUAGGAUCGACGAGGCGAUACCGCUAAUAGACCGAGCCCUGGAGGGAUAUGAACGAACGCGAGGUGACGAGGACAAGGUGACGAUCCACGCAUUGGAGAAUUUAGUGACAGUGUAUGCGUCAAAGGGGCAAUAUCCGGCGGCUGAAGCAAUCUUGAAGCGAGUGGUGCAAGGCUACGAGAAGCUCCAUUGUAUCGGACCAUGA
This is a messenger RNA of Penicillium subrubescens, 309 nucleotides long. RefSeq names its product tetratricopeptide repeat protein. Lineage: Eukaryota; Fungi; Ascomycota; Eurotiomycetes; Eurotiales; Aspergillaceae. The transcript has a single exon. Gene Ontology annotation, molecular function: protein binding. The record is from RefSeq and is a predicted model, not a curated record. The coding region runs from base 1 to 309 and encodes 102 amino acids.